Messenger RNA from Macroventuria anomochaeta, 2007 nucleotides. RefSeq lists its product as uncharacterized. The transcript has 2 exons. NCBI's taxonomy places the organism in Eukaryota, Fungi, Ascomycota, Dothideomycetes, Pleosporales, Didymellaceae. The annotation marks the transcript as partial. The record is from RefSeq and is a predicted model, not a curated record.
AGCUUGGUGUCGUUCUCGCAGCUGCAAAAGCAGAUCAUCGACCUUGCCGCCACCCACUUCAAACACCUCCCCGUACGCCCACCUCACGAGGAUCUGGCUCAGGUGCCGCACAACCUUCCAUCCUUCUUGGGCGACACUCCAGCCUCCAGACAAGUUCGUGCUGCAUACAUCGCACACACAGUCUCAAAGCUGAUCACAUAUCGUGUCUUCGGACCCUUCCUGUUCAGCCUGGGCCGCCGUUAUGAUAAGGCUGAUUCCUUAUUCCUGUCUAUGAGCAACCACAUCCGCGAUAAGAGUACCAGGAAAGAGGCUAUCUGGCGUCAACAGACACUCCUGGCUGCAUUCACGAGCAGCGGAGCAAAGCAACGUAUCAAUACUGCUGCUGGCACAGUCGUCGAAGAGAUCGUGAACGCGAUCAAGCACUUCGCUGAUCCCAGGGAAGAAGAAGGUAUCAAAAUCGCUGUCAAGAGAAUUGUCAAACUCGCUGCUGAGACGUGGCGUUUUGCCCGUCUUGAGCGCGAGAUGAUCACGGCUACCAUGCCAGCUCUUUAUGAUGAAGAGCAUCAGUUCACUGGUGCCGAGUACUGGCAUGCUUACGAGAGCACUCACAAGCCUGAUGGCACUUUGAUAGGUUCCCUAGUCGAUACCACACACCCGUCCGACGCGCAGCCGACACUACUGUUGAGGCUAUUUCCUGUCAUUUACCGCGAAGCGAAACAUGAGAAUUUCCACGCGAACGGCGAGAAGAACGAUGAAGGUUGCAUCUACCACCACGGUAUGGCUCUGUACGACGACGCAGAGCCAGUAGUCACAAGGGCGGAGGAGCUCAAAUCAGCCGGUUUGCCAUCCUUCACCACUGCUUCUCCGACGAAUGCUGAACUUGGGAAGUUUCCGCCGCCUAUGGUUCCUCCACCCAGAAACCCUCUCCCACCCACACCGGCUAUGUCUGAGAAGACAACAUCGAUACGAACCAAAUCACCACCACCAUCUCCACUUGAGGGAUCUGAUAAAUCACCUAGAAGACGAAGGACACCACCUCCGCCUCCCUCGUCGAUCGCUGCUCUCAAUGAGCCUACACCUAGGCCUGUGCGUGCAUACCAACGUCCUCCACCCGGACCUAUCGAUUUUGCGACCCCGCGCAACAUCAUUGGUAUGCCGCCUCCCGUCGAGAGCAUAUUUACUCAGGCUCCCUCGAAGGUCUCGAAGGCUCCGCCCGAUUCGGUGUUCGUGGAGACAGGACGCUUGCUUGCAGAGACUGCGCCUAUCCCUGAAUCAAUGGAAGAGUUGCCUGAACCCACACCACAAGAUAGCGAGACGUUGCCUGUGUUCUUAGAACAUGAACCUCCAACGCCACCACACUCUCGUUCCAGUACACCGCCGCGUCCUGCCUCUCCGCUGUUCGAGGCCUUCGAUGAGAUCGAGUCGCUGCAAUCACAUCGCAUUCAGCCGUCACUAAGGCGCCGCCGCUCCACGCGUACCCGCAACACCGAAGAUGAGCUUCCAGAUAUCAUACCCCGCCCAGAAACCCUGCGGCGGACUAGUGGCUAUGCAUUGAGCAAUCGAACCCUGAAGAGCGAGCGCAGCGAGCGAACCGAGCGAUCUGGGAAAUCUGAGCGCACCGAACGCACUGAGAAACCAGACCUGAAGACCCGCUAUAUGUGCGAGAGCCGGAGCGCUGGAGUCAAAGCAUUGUACCCAAACAGCCCGAUGUCGAUGCAGAACGGCAAAGCCUUCAAGGAUGCCAUGCAAGCCAAGAGAAGCUCAAAGGACUCGAUGCGUGCCGAUAGCCACCAGAAGUGGCUGAAGGAGCAGCGAAAGCAAAGUCCUGAGAAGCAUGGAAGGUCCGAAAAAUCCGAACGGUUUGAGAAACCUGAGCGAUCUGAACGACCGGAGAGAUCUGAGAGAAGCUCGAGAGAGCUACGACGUGAGAAGAGUAUGAAGAGUAUCGCUGAGACUAUCCCUGACAACGGGACUUGGGAUACCAACUCUACGCUCUCCAGUCUGGAG